AUGCAUAUUAGAUACGGUCUACUCUAUCGCUUGGACAUCGGGCGCAGAGCAGUAAUUUGCAGUGGAGUUCGCCUUCGCGAUUGCAUUGUUCUUCGUGACGCUGAGAUCCGUUCGCACGCUUGUUGUAUAAGUUCUGUUAUCGGAUGGAACGUUGUCGUUGGCGAAUGGGCCAGAGUGGAGGGAACUCCAAACGAUCCAAAUCCCAAUAAGCCAUUUACAAAGCUUGAUGUUUUGCCAGUAUUUAACUCAAAGGGUCAACUUAACCCUUCUAUCACUGUGAUUGGUAGGUCUUGCAAUAAUUAUUUUUACAGAAAAUCUCAUGCAUAA
Protopolystoma xenopodis is the source of this 327-nucleotide messenger RNA. Lineage: Eukaryota; Metazoa; Platyhelminthes; Monogenea; Polystomatidea; Polystomatidae. The record is from the annotation of a GenBank genome assembly.